CGACACCAUAAUUUAUUUUAUACGAUUUAAUAAAAUAAUUGUCGUUUUUACACCCCAUUACAAAGGCAUAAUUAAUGUUACAAAAUCAGCUCAGUUGAUAUUUGUAAUUUAAUUAAUCUUUAACUAAUAUAGUAAAUUACAUUAUACACAUUUAUAUAUAUAAUUGUGUGGAAUGAAUAAUUUUACGGGAGGUGUAAAACAAAAAAUCUUGUUUUUGGCGGGAAUGCCUGCCUCGGGGAAGACAACCAUUUCAUACAAACUUGAAGAGAUGUUCGGAUUCAAGCACAUCUCUGCAGGCGAAUGCCUGAGGGAGGAAAUGGAAGAUUCCAACUCACAAUACUCAUCCCUCAUCAGAUCUUACAUUGAUAGAGGUGAUAUUGUUCCUGGCCAUAUAACCCUUUCUUUAAUGAAAAAGAAGAUAAACUCAUUUGGUUGGGGGAAAACAGUCGUUACAAUUGAUGGGUUUCCCCGUAAUCUUGACAAUGUUCAGUGCUGGGUUAAGGAGAUGUCUGAUAUCGUAGAGGUUAUUAACCUCAUUUGUCUCGUUUGUUCCGAGGAUACCAUAAAGGAUCGGCUCAAACUUAGGACUACUGAGAUGGGUACUCUACAUUAUCCCAAGAGAUCAGAUGACAAUUUAAGUGUGUUGGCUAACAGGUUGAAAGUGUUUCAUGAUCAGACUGAGCCUGUCGUUUUAUGUUUCACUGCAGCUUCAAAGUGUUUAACGAUAAAUGCAGAUGUGUCAAGGGAGGAGCUCUGGGACAAAGUUGACCAGUAUGUACAAUCUCUAGGCUAUAAACAUGUAAAAUAGUGCAUAAAAUCGCUUAUUAAUAUUAUUCAAAUAUU
Messenger RNA from Theileria parva strain Muguga, 843 nucleotides. RefSeq names its product Adenylate kinase family protein (gene CMPK1). Gene Ontology annotation, molecular function: UMP kinase activity; ATP binding. Lineage: Eukaryota; Apicomplexa; Aconoidasida; Piroplasmida; Theileriidae. Bases 173 to 808 code for a protein of 211 amino acids. Gene Ontology annotation, biological process: CDP biosynthetic process; UDP biosynthetic process. The record is from RefSeq and is a predicted model, not a curated record. The transcript is spliced from 4 exons. Gene Ontology annotation, cellular component: nucleus; cytoplasm.